AUGCUCGGAGGAAGUCUUCUACUGAGCGGUGCUGCCGCAUUGUUUUCGGCCACGACUAUAUCAGCUCUCGUCCCUGUCCUUGACAAGAGACAGUACUUCCCAGCCAAUGCUACCGGGCUCAAGACCAUCACUACUCCUGGAUCCAAUGUCACUAUUCGCUACAAGGAGCCUGGUAAGGAAGGAGUCUGCGAGACUACGCCUGGCGUCAACUCGUACUCCGGAUACAUUGAUCUUGCUCCUGAUAUGCACACUUUCUUCUGGUUCUUCGAGUCUAGAAACGACCCUGCAAAUGAUCCAAUCACACUCUGGCUUAAUGGAGGUCCUGGAAGUGACUCCUUGAUUGGACUGUUCCAGGAACUUGGUCCUUGCAGCGUCACAGAAAACCUCACAACUCAGGUCAACCCAUACAGUUGGAGCGAGGUUUCUAACAUGUUGUUCCUUUCUCAGCCCUUUGGAGUUGGUUUCAGUUACCAGGAAGAGGAAGAAGGAUCCUUCAACCCUGUAACUGGCUCAUUCUUGAACGCAACCGAAGCCAAUGCUACUGGCACCUACCCUGUCAUCAACGCUACCGAGAUUGACACAACCGAUCUUGCUGCUAUCGCUGCUUGGCAUGUCCUGCAAGGAUUCCUCGGUGCUCUGCCUCAACUCGAUGCCGAGAUCGGUAGCAACAAGGAGUUCAACCUUUGGACUGAAUCUUACGGAGGUCACUACGGACCUUCGUUCUUCAACUACUUCAACGACCAGAACAAGCUCAUCUCCAAUGGAACCAUUCCCGGUAUCAAGCUCGACUUCAACACUCUUGGCAUCGGAAACGGUAUCAUCGAUGAGUACACUCAGGCACCUCAUUACCCCGAGUUCGCUGUCAACAACACUUAUGGCAUCAAGGCAGUCAACGAUACUGUCUACAACUACAUGAAGUUUGCUCUGAACAUGCGUGGCGGAUGUCUUGACCUGGUUGAUAGCUGCCGUCAAGCUAGAGAGACCGGACAAGAUAACAUCGCUACUCAGACUGUCUGCUCCGAGGCACAAGACAUGUGCAGAGACAACGUUGAAGGCCCUUACUACUCUUACAGUGGCAGAGGCACCUACGAUAUCAGGCACCCCAGCCAGGACCCUACUCCUCCCGAGUACUUUGCCGACUACUUGAACAUUGCUGAGGUUCAGAACGCUCUCGGUGUCAGUGUCAACUAUACGGAGUCGAACAACGACAUCUACUAUGCUUUCCAGGCCACUGGCGAUUUCGUUUACAACAACUUCUUGCAUGAUCUCGAGGACCUGCUGGCUCAGGGUCUUCGUAUCAGCUUGUUCUACGGUGACGCGGACUACAUCUGUAAUUGGUUCGGCGGACAAGCCGUCUCACUCGCCAUCAACUACACUCAUAGCGAGGAGUUCGCCGCCGCUAGCUAUGAACCCUUCACUGUCGACGGCACAGAAUAUGGUGAGGUCAGGCAAUACGGUAACUUCAGCUUCCUUCGCAUCUACGAGGCUGGACAUGAAGUCCCUUACUACCAGCCCCAAGCUGCACUCGCCCUUUUCAACCGCACUUUGAAUCACUGGAACAUCGCUGAUGGAACCGAAAUGGUCACUGCCAACUUGACCACUUCGGGCUCGGCCAACGCCACUCACACUGAGUCGUUUGUGCCUCUGCCAACCACCUCAAGUGCGAGUACUAGUGCUAGCGCCAGUGCGUCGACCACUGGUGGUGCUAUGCCCAUCAACUGGAGGUCUUAG
Messenger RNA from Aureobasidium subglaciale EXF-2481, 1731 nucleotides. RefSeq lists its product as uncharacterized. Gene Ontology annotation, cellular component: fungal-type vacuole. The coding region runs from base 1 to 1731 and encodes 576 amino acids. The transcript is spliced from 5 exons. Gene Ontology annotation, biological process: proteolysis. Lineage: Eukaryota; Fungi; Ascomycota; Dothideomycetes; Dothideales; Saccotheciaceae. The record is from RefSeq and is a predicted model, not a curated record. Gene Ontology annotation, molecular function: serine-type carboxypeptidase activity.